Tuber aestivum (summer truffle) is the source of this 1612-nucleotide messenger RNA. The record is from the annotation of a GenBank genome assembly. Lineage: Eukaryota; Fungi; Ascomycota; Pezizomycetes; Pezizales; Tuberaceae.
UCCUACUUUUUCAACAUUGAAUACCCUACUGGAUUUAACGAGUAAAGCCGGGUAGCAUUCCUCUUUGUCUUAAUCCUCUUGUUAUGCAGUAGAUCAUUGCGUGUACAGUGGUUUCUUGGUCUAUGGUGCGUACCGUAUCGGGAGGGCACAACAAGCCUCACAAGCACUUCUCGCCUACCGGUAUCCGGGUAGCGAGGCGAAGCAUUCACGGUGGAUCUACCACCCUCUAACUUAUCCCAGAAUCGUUUGACUCCUCUGUUACCCUGUCUUUGAUGACUACCCUUACAUCCGUCUUACAUCUAGUCUAGUACCUGCACUGUUUGAUAACUUGAGAGCUGCACUCCACCAGUCACAAACCGCAACCCACCUCCUGUUCCAUUGCCCAACCCACCUCCCGCUACGUAAUAAAGUCAUGGCUACUCAACCAUCCCAAGCUAGCAUUGAUGCGAUGGCUAGAGCCGUUUACGAACAAUGUCUGCAGGCUCCAAGCGACUAUCUCUUCUCUGUUUCAGAGUUGCAAGACUUGGUCCCUGGGAAAAACAACCUCGAGCUCACACAGAAAGUGCUCAACGAGUUAUUACGGACCCGCUCCCUUAGCGCUCUUACCCGGGGCUCGCAGACGGUGUUCCGCUCUGUUCCAAAGGACUUUGCAGAGAAGUGGGUCAUAUCAGAUUGCCGAGUGACUAGCUGAGCGAGCUAAUACGGCUGUAUGUCUAGGGUCAAAAAUAUGACGGCGGACGAGGAAAUGUUGUACGGGUAUAUUCAGGAGUCGGCCAGGGAAGGGAUUUGGACGAAGCAGCUGAAAUUGAAGUCGAAUAUGCACUCAACGGCGGUUAACAAGGCGUUAAAGGGGUUGGAGAGGAAGAAAUAUAUCAAGUCGAUAAAGAGUGUGAAUGUAAGUCGCCUCGAAUGCUGGGCAGAGGCGCCCCGUCUCAAGAAAUUCAUAGCAAGGAACCGCGCUUUGCAGGGUGGGGGGUGAGGUGGCGAAACGCAGACACUGGUCUCGGCAGUCUGCACAGCGUUUGGAUUGGGGGAAUCCCACGGGUCCGGGCUUCCCGGCAAUCCCAGCCCUCAAUUCAAAUCCGAAAGUGACUCAGGAGCUGAGGCUAACGAUUCCCUACAGCACCCCGCGCGCAAUAUAUACAUGCUCUAUGAACUCACACCAUCAAUCGAAGUCACUGGAGGCCCUUGGUUCACAGACUCAGAGCUCGACAAAGAAUUCGUGAAUGAACUUCUGACGGCCAUCACCAAGUUUAUGAUCUCAAAGUCCUUCCCAAAGCUAUCCAGCCGGGGCGCCAUAAGCUCAUUCCCACCUGGCCACACUGGUUAUCCGACCUUGAACCAAGUCUAUCUCUGGGUCAAGAGCAGUAAUUUGACAGAGGUUGACCUUGCGGAGGCCGAUAUCAGAAGCCUACUUGACGUCCUAGUAUAUGAUGGAAAAAUAGAGCGGGUAGUGGGAGGAACGGCGUAUCGGGCUGCCAGGAGACCAGACAGCAUCAACGGGUUUACCGAGAGCCCGUGUGGGAGGUGCCCCGUCUUCACCCUGUGUAAGGAGGGUGGCCCAGUCAGUGCCAGUAACUGCGUGUAUUUCGAGGACUGGCUGAAUGCUUGA